UUCAUGUACAUAAUAAUGAUAACGAAAUUUUCAAACUAAAAACAUUUUGUCGUCAUCAUAAUAUAAUUGAAAUUAGAUCGUCCGAAACAGCCCCUCGACCGAAUGCUGUCGUUUCUAUAGCCACGAUGGACAAAACUGCCGUGUUCAAGGCGUACGUGAAAACAAUCAAAACGAGAAACAGAGCUUUCGGGUCACCGGCCCCACCGCAAGCGGACAUACUUAGGCAACAGCGUAAACCGCGUAGGGACGACUUUUCACGCAGGGCCAAGGACAUUGUUAACGACCUGUCCAGGCUGACGGAUUUCUUAAAUCGCCAUUACAAGGACUACAUCGAUGUACAGGCAUUCAACCAGCACACGACGUUGACGGACGCGGACCGUGAUAAAAUUGACAUCGGUGCGCAGCAUAUCAUCAAAAUGUGCAGUCAGCAGGUGAACGCGAUCAAAAAGAUCCUGAGUGGUGACUGUGGCCAGAUCAAUGAUCACAGGCGGCAGAUUGUGCGGUACGUAGAAUGGCGCCUCAAAUCUGUUUCCAAACUAUACGCUGAGAUUAAAGCAACCCGUGCUCAGAGGUGUGCUGAAUAUGAAAAUGUUUCAAAGUUAAGUAAUUUAGCACACGGUUUCGAUCAACCAAAGGAAACAGUUAUUGCUACAGCUGUUGAAUAUGAAGCUGCGGAUAGGCAAUAUGCUGCUCAAAUUGAAGAAGAGUUAUCACCUGAAGAACUACAAAUGUUUGAAGCUGAAAAUAUAGAAAUGUACAACGAGUUAAAUCAGUUAUCAAAUGAAGUAAGAAAUAUAGAGUCCAAAGCUGUAAGGAUAGCUGAGUUGCAAGAGUUGUUUACGGAAAAGAUACUAGAACAAGACCAAGAUCUCGAGAGAAUAGACACAAUUGCAGUAAACACCACAGAAAAUAUUGUUGAUGCUAAUACAGAAAUAAGAUCUGCUAUACAAACCAAUGCUGGUUUAAGAGUGUAUAUAUUGUUUUUUAUAUUGGUGUUAUCAUUUACCUUAUUAUUUUUAGAUUGGUAUAAUGAUUGAACAUAAUUAACAUUGUUUGACCCCUUCCAACAGAUUAUAUACACUAUUUUGGAAAUAUUGUAAUUAUUAAAUAAGUGUUGGGUAAUUAAUUGAUAAUAUAGCGUAUUAAGAUUUUGUUGAAUCAUCAAUUUUA
Sipha flava (yellow sugarcane aphid) is the source of this 1170-nucleotide messenger RNA. RefSeq names its product syntaxin-18 (gene Syx18). The record is from RefSeq and is a predicted model, not a curated record. Gene Ontology annotation, biological process: retrograde vesicle-mediated transport, Golgi to endoplasmic reticulum. The transcript is spliced from 2 exons. The coding region runs from base 126 to 1037 and encodes 303 amino acids. Gene Ontology annotation, cellular component: SNARE complex; endoplasmic reticulum. NCBI's taxonomy places the organism in Eukaryota, Metazoa, Arthropoda, Insecta, Hemiptera, Aphididae.